CAAGCGUGCUGGAGAGCGGAGCAUGUUGAGGCUCCUAUCCAGAGUCGUUUCACCCAUACAAAAUCAAAGAAACCUAAAAGCUAACGCUGUGCACCGGAGCCUCUGCUCUGCAGCCUCGCUGCCAGGCUCAGCUGCCGGCUUUGCUCUGAGGACCACAAUGGAGUCUAAACUGUACCGACCCCCUCAAGAGGUCCGGGGUAUGACCUCUCUGGACAGAGAGGCCUUCACAAAGACGAUUACUGUCCCCGCUCUACGGGUGCCUACCGGAGUCCUAAACAAAGUGGCAAAGAGCCUGAGAAAAUCAGCCAUCCAGCGUCCAGGGUUGCCCAGAGUAGUACAAGAUAAAGAGGAGAGUAGUGACUAUCGUUUAGUGCUGUUGGACCCGCACAAAGUGUCCUCGCCGGGCUCCUUCAGUGAGGCUGAAGCCGAGGCUCUGAGGUCAUUUGGUGUCGCCGAUGAGCUGCAGUACUACGAGCUACAGCUCAACUAUCACAACCUGAAGAGUGAGGAAGUGUUGGAGGCUGUGCUCCCUCAGGGUCAGGAUGUGACCUCUGGGUUCAGCCGUGUGGGACACAUCGCACACAUGAACCUGAGGGAACACCAGCUCCCAUACAAGAACCUCAUAGGUCAAGUGAUCAUGGACAAAAACCCUGGUGUUACCUGCGUGGUCAAUAAGACAAACAUGAUUGACUCCACUUACCGCAACUUCAAGAUGGAGGUGCUAGCUGGAGAGGAGAACAUGGUCGCUAAAGUGAAAGAAAACGGAGUGAUGUACGAGUUCGAUUUUUCCCGUGUAUACUGGAACCCCCGGCUGAGCACAGAGCACCAGCGUGUGGUGCAGCUCGUCAAACGUGGUGACACUGUGUUUGAUGUGUUUGCUGGCGUUGGACCCUUUGCCGUCCCAGCUGCGCGCUCGGGUGCCAAUGUGUUGGCCAACGAUCUCAACCCAGAGUCCUACCGGUGGCUACAGCACAACUGCAAACUCAACAAGGUGGAGAAGAAAGUCAGAACCUUCAAUCUGGACGGCAGAGCGUUCAUCCAGGGACCUGUGAAGCAGGAGCUGCCUGCGCUGCUGAAGGGAAAAGUUGGUGUUCAUGUAGUGAUGAACCUGCCUGCCUUGGCUCUGGAGUUCCUGGAUGCAUUCAGAGGCCUGUUGCACCAGCAGCCUUCCUGUGAUGAGAACCUACCCACAGUGCACUGCUAUGGCUUCUCUAAAGAAGACAACCCUGCAACGGAUGUGGUGAAGAGGGCUUCCCACAGCCUUGGAUUCCCUCUGGAGGACCGAUGUUCUGUGCAUUUUGUGCGUAAUGUAGCACCAAACAAAGACAUGAUGUGUGUGAGAUUCACACUCCCUAAAGAGGUCCUCUUCAGCAGUGAUCGUGAACAGACAGAGCCUUCAGGAGAACCAGCCCCAAAGAGGCAGAAGUGUGAAGAAGCUACAGAUUCAACGUAAUCACCACAUUGACCUGUCACUGUAAGGAAUGCAAGGGAACAUUUCGGUUGAGGAAAUUUUAAUUUUUUAAAAUUUUUUUUUUAACUGCCGUUUUUAUGACAGAUGUUCUUGUCAUAAGAAAUCAUGGCCCAGCUGUUCUUCAGUAAAUGACUUUCCUUUCACCAGAAUGUAUAAGAGUUAUUAUUAUGC
Messenger RNA from Chelmon rostratus (copperband butterflyfish), 1642 nucleotides. RefSeq names its product tRNA methyltransferase 5 (gene trmt5). The coding region runs from base 23 to 1453 and encodes 476 amino acids. Gene Ontology annotation, cellular component: mitochondrial matrix; cytoplasm. The transcript has 5 exons. Gene Ontology annotation, biological process: tRNA N1-guanine methylation; mitochondrial tRNA methylation. The record is from RefSeq and is a predicted model, not a curated record. Lineage: Eukaryota; Metazoa; Chordata; Actinopteri; Chaetodontiformes; Chaetodontidae.